AAAUAUGUCUACGGACCUUCUCUAUGAAUAUUUCUAUCCACCUACCGAUUUAUUCAAAAAUACUUUUGAAGACGUACCACCAUCUCCUGAGUCUCUGGACGUUGGUGAUUCGUUAGGAUCAUCUCCAUCUUACGAUCUUGGAUUCCAACCAUCAUUCGAUAUUGACUUCUGCAUUUGGAAAGAGGGAUCUUCAUCACCUCCACCGGAAUCGAAUCAUCUCCCAGAGAUUGUAAAUAAAGCUUCAACAUCUCCACGUGGAAUGCCAUCUCCAUUAACUGACAGUCGAAGUUGUCAUGUCUGUUCAUCUCCCACUGCCAAUACUCUACAUUUUGGAGGUCGUUCUUGUAAGGCAUGUGCAGCAUUUUUCCGAAGAAGUGUUUCAAUGUCAAUGACUUACGAAUGCAUUGGCACUGGAGAUGACACAAAUCCGUGUAGAACCCAUUACGAGCUCAGAAUGAUAUGCCGUCACUGUCGGUUCAUCAAAUGUUUAGAUGCCGGAAUGCGCAGAGAACUGGUGCAAGCGAGAAAAGAAGAGACGAGAGUUGCAAAACGACGUUCCAAGGGAUUGGUUGUAUCGAAAAAGGAAGAUGACGAUGUUGAAUCUUCGUAUGAUGAGUAUGUAAAUACAUAUACAAAUGUUCAAGAUUCGAGCCCGAAAAUGGAAUCAGGGAUUAAUGAAAUGACGAUUCCUGAGUCAUACCUUUCACCGGAUCCUUCAUCUUCUCAACCACUUGAUAUGACAGUAACACCUCCACCACUGCACCGUUCAACUCCAUCCAUACUUCUUACUCCAGCAACUGGUGACCGUAUGCACUGUCAACGUGUGCUUUCCAAUUCUCCUCCAUUCGAUAUACACCAGGCAAGCACCAGCCAUGCAGGAUUUAUUCAACAUGUACAGUUCUACCCAGUCGUUGAAGUUGAAAAUAAAAUUUUCGAAUUAGUUGAUCAUUAUGUAAGAACAGAAGCUUCAUUGAAUGAUCGAAGGAAAAUAAUGUACACGGAUACUCAGAUAAGAGAUGUUUUCGAUACAACUUGUGAAUGUCCCUACGAAAAUCAUCAGCUGAAACCUUUCAACUAUAAAUCAUUUUGCGGAUUUGUAAAGCACGACUUUGUUAUGAUUCUUGAUUACGUGAAUCAAUUUCCGGAGUUUCAAGCUUUACACAAAAAUGACAAAAAUGUGGUCUAUCGAAUGGCUUGCGCCGUAGAUUCAAUGCUUGCAUCUGCCUAUUAUAGCUAUAAAGUUGGAAUAGAAAAAGAACGUCUAAUACUUUUCAAUGGUGACUAUAUCAAUAUGAAUCCGAUUCCAAUAAGUGGAGAUGAGCCAGGCGCGGGAACAGAGUUUCAAACCCCGCAAGAACAUGAAAAGUACAAAACCCUAAUGCCACUGAAGCUAAAACAAUAUUUCGAUCUGGCAAUUCCGUUCGCUCGACUAGAAGUCUCAUUUGAAGAAUACGUACUUCUGAAAGCUCUCAUAAUUUGGCAAAUCAGUAACUAUCGGUUACUAGAGGAGGGACGAGCAAUUUGUGCACGGCAACGAGACACAAUAGUUCAAGCCUUGCAUAAAGUAGUUGAAGAACGAGGUGAUGAGGAUCCAGCUAUUCGAGUUGGUCAGCUUCUUCUGAGCAUGAGCUAUAUAACGGAGCAAGUACAAGCAAUGACAAACUCUUACCUUGUAAUGACUUUCUUUGAUGUUGUAUCCUGUGAUAGUAUAAUGUACGACUUACUAUCUUUCAGAGACGACUGAAACAACCAUCGUGAAGGUUCUACUUCAUUCAUCUGACUUUUAACGACUAUUAACUUACAUAGCUUUAUCGCGUAGCUUUUGUAUUUAAAAUUGUGACAUUUUGUUUAUAUUCUGUGAUUUUCUUUUUUUGCCAUAUUCGUUCAAACUCUCAAUUCAGAUCUUUCAA
Molecule: messenger RNA, 1910 nt
Organism: Caenorhabditis elegans
Lineage: Eukaryota; Metazoa; Nematoda; Chromadorea; Rhabditida; Rhabditidae
Gene: nhr-22
Product: Nuclear hormone receptor family member nhr-22
Exons: 10
Coding region: 5-1744 (579 amino acids)
Biological process (GO): regulation of DNA-templated transcription
Cellular component (GO): nucleus
Molecular function (GO): RNA polymerase II cis-regulatory region sequence-specific DNA binding; sequence-specific DNA binding; zinc ion binding
Source: RefSeq, marked reviewed